Messenger RNA from Daphnia pulicaria, 1120 nucleotides. RefSeq names its product crustacean hyperglycemic hormone-like (gene ITP). The coding region runs from base 106 to 495 and encodes 129 amino acids. The transcript is spliced from 3 exons. NCBI's taxonomy places the organism in Eukaryota, Metazoa, Arthropoda, Branchiopoda, Diplostraca, Daphniidae. Gene Ontology annotation, biological process: circadian rhythm. The record is from RefSeq and is a predicted model, not a curated record. Gene Ontology annotation, cellular component: extracellular region. Gene Ontology annotation, molecular function: neuropeptide hormone activity.
AGUAUCAGAGUGUGCGCCUACAUCAUCCGGUACGGGAACCUCGUGCGAUCUACUCACUUCCUUUCCUCAUCUGAUCGAAAAAGCUCUAGGAGAACGAAGAAAACCAUGGCCGCAGUGCAGCAGAACGGACGCCAAACACACAGUUCCUACUCCAUUCGAUCUCUUUUGGGCCUAACCACUUUAUUGGUGGUUUUGCUUGCCAUUCUUCCGUAUUAUCCAACAUCGGCCAUGUCUGCUUUAUCUAGCGGUCAUCACUCCUUGUCAAAACGCUCUUUCUUCGAUAUCAAUUGCAAGGGGCUAUACGACAAAAGCAUUUUUGCUCGUCUCGACCGCAUUUGCCAGGAUUGCUACAGUCUCUAUCGCGAACCCGAGCUUCACACACUGUGCAGGUCGGAAUGUUUUACAACUCCUUUCUUCAAGGCUUGCCUCAAAGUCUUGCUUAUGGAGGACCAGGAUCCAGAUUACUCCGAAAUGAUCGACAAAAUUGGCCGCUAACGCAACUUUCAAGAUAAUAUCGUGGACAGAGCGCGCGCUUCUCCUCUCUAGAUCUUAAACUACUAUGUGCAUCAUCCUAUUUAUUUGAAAUUUCGUCGGCUGAUUUUUUUCGUCUUUGGGCAACAGUGCAAAACACCCCUGAAAUUUUUCUCCAGUUCCUUUUCUUCGUGCGCGUAAUAACGCACGAAGAAUUUUAUUUAGACAGUCGAAGAUGGAUAGAACAGUGUAAUUGAUAUCUUAGCAACAGGUUUAUGUUUGUCGUAAUUCGUCAUAUCUCUUGGCUGCUUCUCUUGUCCCUAAUUUGCUGCCCUAAAAUGAAAUCUAGUCUACUCUUCUGAACAAUCAAGAGCCUAUAUAUUUGUCACACGUGAAAAGCUAAAUCGCGAAUAUAUUUAUACAUGAAUCUAUAUUGUUAUCAGUGUCCAGCGGGAAAUAUAAAUCCCGUUCUAUUAUUCCCCCUUUCAGUGCAAACCCGGAGGAAGUUAAUCAUAUCUUUUAUUCCUCAAUUCCUAUUUUCUAUAAGUUUCUCUAUAUUAAUGCCUCUUUCUGCUAUGUCCAAUAUAUGUACUUGAAUGUCCACUGUGUCGGUCAUGUUUCUGGAUAUACAAAUAUACUAUUAAUCAAG